Penicillium chermesinum is the source of this 429-nucleotide messenger RNA. RefSeq lists its product as uncharacterized. NCBI's taxonomy places the organism in Eukaryota, Fungi, Ascomycota, Eurotiomycetes, Eurotiales, Aspergillaceae. The transcript has a single exon. The record is from RefSeq and is a predicted model, not a curated record. The coding region runs from base 1 to 429 and encodes 142 amino acids.
AUGGCACACGUUCGUAAUUCCUUCUGUCGUGUCAUCCCACGAGUACGUGCAGUCAUUAGGUCGAUGGUUUCCCUCUCAUGGCUCGCCCUGACCAAGCAUCCUCAGCAGCUGGAUGGGCUCGCCAGAAAGACCGUCGACGACGGGUUAGGGCAUCCCCAGCCCUCUUACAAUGCCCUGGAUGAAUUGAUGCGCGAUGAACAGAAAUCCUCAGUACCAGAGUCCUAUGUCGAUGGAGACUCUGGUACCGGCCAGAGAUACUACACUGGCGAGAAACCCCAUAUCAUCGGCGAAUACUCUAUCGGCGAGAAAAUCCCAUACCAAGAAAGAACCCUAUACCGACGAAGAACUCUAUACCGACGAAAAGAAGUGCUACCAUAUGGUGAGGACUGGGAAGCCAGAGGCUCAUGGUCUUUUACAGAACGCCACUGA